AUAAAAUGUACCCUCGGAUUGUGCCCUAGUUUAAGUGGUUUGAUCUACAAAUUGUUUGGAAUUUUACACACUAUUUCCACUCCCAUGCUCAGCUGUCGUCGUCCUGAUUUACAACAUAACUGAAAGACACCAUGCCCAUUCAGAAGUGCUUGAAGCAGUCGCUUGCAAGCAUACGACAAAAAACCAAGACCCUACCUAGCUGCGUACAGAAUUUGAAAGAGAAAAUUUGCAAAGUGUUGAUGAAACCCACCAGUUCCAAAGAUACUGCUCAAUCCGACUUGGAUUCCGGUUAUGGUGGUUCGGCAGAUACUCUUUGCGAGGCGUCAUACAGCCUACCCCCCUUCCAAUUUUCCGACACUCCAACCUUGGCGAGUGCCUACUUCAGCAGCACGGCACCAGCAGACGGCUCCGUACAAUUUCCUCGAUUUGGCGAGCCGGAGCGGGGGUCCACGCCCGUCACCUACUACUCCAGACGUCUCAUGCCCGUCACAUUUGACGAAAUCGUCGCCGCAAUGGUUAUAGAGACGGCCAGGCGUCAUCAACCGGAAAUCAUAUACGCCUCCCGAGAAGCCACCAGGCACGAAUCGUCAGCUGCCAUGAUAUGCUCCACCACUGAUGCCACACCCGAGCAUGAUGGGCAGCCAACUGAAGCGGACCUCUUGCUGGAAUCUAGACUAGCCGCUGCACAGCAAGCAUGUAUGCAGCUAGAAGAGGAAGCAAUCCGCAAUGGCAUGGUGGACUUUUCGCUCUCGGUGCUUGUGAAUCACGAGAGGCUGGACACCAUUGGUGAAGUUGUCCAAAGACAGCCAAAUAUCAAGAUUGGUAGCUAUCGUGGCCGCGAGAGGAGAUAUACGAGGAGCACGGGAAAUCUGGGCAUUGACGAAGAUUGCUAUGAAGACUUUGGCUCCUCCAUGUCGUCCGUCUUUUGUUACCCAGUCCGAUGAUUCAUGGCUGACUGCUGAUAUUUCUUCGUCCAUGAGAGUUGGGUUGCCGUCCUUGGUUUACGUAUUUUGGGUUGUAAAUAGGAGCAGCAUUCUUUGAGCGUGGGGCGCUUUUGGCUGCAACUGUACUCGGCUUUUUGGUCUAGUUGUCGCUUGGGGCGGGCCGCAUGUGUGGCGACGGAUGCUCUAGAGUCUUCAUGUUUUUCUCAUUAAGUUAUUGGUGUUGCUAAACUGUUAAAAUGCAUAUUCAUGGGGUUGCCCGCUUCCUUUCUCCAAUCUUUGUCGCCCGUCAACUGCACAAGUUGCUCACCGUGUUCCCG
This is a messenger RNA of [Torrubiella] hemipterigena, 1261 nucleotides long. NCBI's taxonomy places the organism in Eukaryota, Fungi, Ascomycota, Sordariomycetes, Hypocreales, Clavicipitaceae. The record is from the annotation of a GenBank genome assembly.